This is a messenger RNA of Aspergillus niger, 573 nucleotides long. RefSeq lists its product as hypothetical. The record is from RefSeq and is a predicted model, not a curated record. Bases 1 to 573 code for a protein of 190 amino acids. Lineage: Eukaryota; Fungi; Ascomycota; Eurotiomycetes; Eurotiales; Aspergillaceae. The transcript is spliced from 4 exons.
AUGGGCUUGAGGGAGAGGAGGGGAGAAGGAGAUGGGCUAGAUGCACCUCGCUGGGCCACGGACGAGCUCAAUUCGAUCUCCGGCGCCAAACCAGCAGGGAUCGCGCCGAUCGAAGUUCGCCGUCGUCAAGUCGACCCAUCUCUUUUCCAGAACCUGAUCGCCCCCUUCUCUCAACGAGGCGAUCCUCUUCGGGUCUGCGAUGUGCAACCGAUUCCCGCCACUAUUGCGAGUUUUCUUUUUCGUUCCCUUCCCCCUGGAAUCUGCAAUUGUGCUGCUGGCUCGUGUCCUCCGAACGGGCAGCCGCCGCUGGGUGGCCCCUACUAUUGUACAGGAUGUACUACUGGUCCAUCUGCCUACUUACCUAUUCCUCCGUCCCGCGCGACGGGACCCAGAAUCCCGGAAGUAAAAAAGAAGGAAAGGAAAAAGAAAAGUGGGAAGAGACAGACCUACUUCCAGCAACUUCAAUCGGUUCGGGAAGAAAGGAACACUCAAAACUUGUCGGUGAGAGAGCAAACCAGGGCGAGAGAGGACCAGAGAAGCGGUCUUGAGCUAAGUUUACUUUCGCCGGUGUAG